AUGUCAUCGACGACAACAACACGCAAUUCAAGUGCUUUUGGCCUAAAUGUCGAUCAUUCAAUUGAACCCGAAUUCAAAUGUGAUUAUAAUGAUUGCGGCAAAACAUUUGCCUCAUUAGAUAAUUGUAAUUCAUUGAAAAUUACUGAUUAUAUUAUCAACGAUUGUGACCACAAUUAUGACAAUUACAACACACGUGUGGAUAACAACACGCAAUACAAGUGCUUUUGGCCUAAAUGUCGUAAAAUCGGUUUACAACAUCAUAAAUAUGCUAAACAUUCAAAUAUACGAUAUAUUUGUGAUAUCAAUGAUUGCGGCAAAAUGUUUUCACAUAAAUCAUCAUUGAAAAUGCAUAAAAUGGUUGUUCAUCUAAAAUGCAAACCAUUUAAAUAUUCACAUAAAAAACAACAUUUAAAUGAAAAACGAUUCAUAUGUUCAGUCAAAGAGUGUUUGAAAACAUUUACAACAAAUCAUUGUUUAAGACAACACCAGUCAUGCGAUCAUUCAAUUGAACCAAAAUUCAAAUGUGAUUAUAAAGAUUGCGGCAAAACAUUUGGUGUUUCCGCACAUUUAAAACGACACCGAAGUACUGUUCAUUUGGAUAUUGAUAAUUGUAAUUCAUUGAAAAUUACUGAUUAUAUGGACAACGAUUGUGACCACAAUUAUGUCAACGAUAACAACAACACACGUGUGGAUAACAACACACAAUAUAAGUGCUUUUGGCCUAAAUGUCGUUUACAACAGCAUAAAUAUGCUAAACAUUCAAAUAAACGAUAUAUUUGUAAUAUCAACGAUUGCGGCAAAAAGUUUACACAUAAAUCAAAAUUUAAAAAACAUAAAAUGAUUGUUCAUCUAAAAUACAAACCAUUCAAAUGUAAUGUCGAUUAUUGCGAUAAAACAUUUCCAACAAAAUAUGAAUUAAAUUGUCAUAAAAAACAACAUAUAAGUGAAAAGCGAUACAAAUGUUUAGUUAAAGAUUGUUUGAAAACAUUUACAACUAAUCAUUGUUUACGUCGACACCAAUCAUUGGAUCAUUCAAUUGAACCCGAAUUCAAAUGUGAUUAUAAAGAUUGUGGCAAAACAUUUGGUUUUUUAGCACAUUUAAAACAACACCGAAAUUCACAUAAAAAACAACAUUUAAUUGAAAAGCGAUUCAAUUGUUCAGUAAAAGAGUGUUUGAAAACAUUUACAACAAAUCAUUGUUUACGACAACACCAGUCAUGCGAUCAUUCAAUUGAACCCGAAUUCAAAUGUGAUUAUAAAGAUUGCGGCAAAACAUUUGGUGUUUCCGCACAUUUAAAACGACACCGAAAUACUGUCCAUUUGGAUAUUGUUUUCAAAUAA
Molecule: messenger RNA, 1341 nt
Organism: Oppia nitens
Lineage: Eukaryota; Metazoa; Arthropoda; Arachnida; Sarcoptiformes; Oppiidae
Product: zinc finger protein 761-like
Exons: 8
Coding region: 1-1341 (446 amino acids)
Biological process (GO): regulation of DNA-templated transcription
Molecular function (GO): RNA polymerase II cis-regulatory region sequence-specific DNA binding; DNA-binding transcription factor activity, RNA polymerase II-specific
Source: RefSeq, a predicted model, not a curated record